This is a messenger RNA of Cornus florida, 425 nucleotides long. RefSeq lists its product as uncharacterized. The transcript has a single exon. The record is from RefSeq and is a predicted model, not a curated record. Lineage: Eukaryota; Viridiplantae; Streptophyta; Magnoliopsida; Cornales; Cornaceae. Bases 44 to 250 code for a protein of 68 amino acids.
UAACUACAACAUUCUCAACUUGAAAAACCACUCUCACAACGUAAUGGUUUGCUUCUGUUUUCUGGUUGAUCAGACGAGGAAGGUGAGGAGGAGCAAACCGGCGGCCGGAAUCUGCUCGAGGUGCGGUGGUGGAGCUUCCGUCGCCGAGAUGAAGACCGCCACCAGGUUCUGCUACGUGCCCUUUUACUGGAAGUCGUGGAGAGCUAUUAUGUGUACUUUUUGUGGAGCAAUUAUUAGGUCUUAUGGUUAACUACUUUGGGACGAUCAGAUCGGAGUCCGAUUUGGUUCUCUGUUUUCGACUAGGUUGUGAGUCGUGUGACUCGGGCGUUGCUAUAUUGUGGUUGUAAUACUAAUAAAAAAUGUAUUGCUUCAAUUUUUGUAACCUUCUUGGGCUAAUUUGAUGUAAAGAUAUGCUAAUUGCUACA